Messenger RNA from Eimeria acervulina, 1125 nucleotides. RefSeq lists its product as hypothetical. Gene Ontology annotation, molecular function: nicotinate-nucleotide adenylyltransferase activity. The coding region runs from base 1 to 1125 and encodes 374 amino acids. Gene Ontology annotation, cellular component: cytoplasm. Lineage: Eukaryota; Apicomplexa; Conoidasida; Eucoccidiorida; Eimeriidae. The transcript is spliced from 5 exons. Gene Ontology annotation, biological process: NAD+ biosynthetic process. The record is from RefSeq and is a predicted model, not a curated record.
AUGAAGAAUGUUCGCCGCGAAGACAUUGAUGAUGCUGCUAACCGGAUUUGCGUGUUUGGGGGCAGCUUUGACCCUCCUCACUAUGCACAUCUCCAAGCAGCUGCUGCAGUCCUAAGCAGCAGAGCAGCAGCAAAAGUUUGGCUAGUCCCUUGUGGGGGCUCACCUGCGGAUAAUCAGCAGCAGCAGCAGCAGCAGCAGCAGCAACAGCAGCAGCAGGAAGGCCAAGAGAAGCGAGUCUUGCAGGAGCAGGAGCAGCACCCCAAGCCACAGCAGCAACAGCCGCAGCAGCAGCAGCAGCAGCAGCAGCAGCAGCAGCAGCAGCAGCAGUAUGAGCAUCAGCAGCAGCAGCAGCAAGGUUUUCGCGUUCGAGGGGACAAGCAGCUGCAAGCUGCAACCUCAGACCGUCUCCGCAUGACGCAGUUGGCUGUUGAAGCCUUCUUUGGGCCCUUAGCAGGCAAUGCUGUAGAGGUGCUUGACAUAGAGGCGCAGGCCGGCUGUUUUAUCCCCACCAUUAAACUCUUAGAUCUGCUGCAAAAGCGUCUAGUAGAGCAGCAGCAGCAGCAACAGCAGCAGCAGCAGCAACAGCUGCCGGAGCUUUGGCUUCUUAUUGGUGCCGACUGUAUACCCACGUUACAUAAGUGGUACGAAGGGGAGCGGCUGCUGCAGACAACGCGGUUUUUAAUUAUUGAUAGAGAAGAGGGGCCCCUACAGGGGCCCCCGGAUGCUGCUACCCAUGAGUCACCAACUGCAGCAGCAGCAGCAGCAGCAACAGCAGCAGCAGCAACAGCAGCAGCAACAGCAGCAGGGGCGGUGCUUCCUCGCAUCGGCACCAGCAGCAGCAGCAACAGCAGCACCAGCAACAGCACCAGCAGCAGCAGCAAUGAGAGGAGCCGCAGCAGCAGCUGUGAGGUGUACAGGCAGCUGCAGCGCAUGCACCGCUACGUAUAUAUAAACGAUUUGCUGCAAGGAGACUCUCGUGUCUCCUUGCUGCCGACUGUCUCUUCCUCGCUGUUGAGACAGAAACUCAAAAGGAGACACCAGGGAGACCAACAUCUCGCUGCUUGUCUGUCUCUGACGCCUGCUGCAGUUGUUGGUUAUAUACAGCAGCAGGGUCUCUACCUGUAG